CACGGCCUCUUGCGCAGACGACGUGAAACCAGUACGGAGGAGACCACGGACACAAUGGCGGAACCUCUGCCUUCGGCCACGCAAGCAGCCAAAGCUGACAGCGCUUCAACCGCGCCCGAUGACCUUCCCGCCAACGCUGAAGAUCGCGCCGCUGUAGUCGCUCUCUCCUCUCUCAACACCACCGCCGCAGCCACCGAGGAUGCCCAGACGGGGGUUGCUCUCCCCUCGAAAGCCGACCAGGAGGCGCUGGGCAAGGCGAUGAGUCGGCUGGAGGCUCUUGCGAGUGCGACUGGGAAGGCUGGGGGCAGCGCUGCUGCGGCCACGGGUGCAUCGAAGAAAGAUACUACUCCCGCCGGAAAGAAGGAGGAAGAGAAGGUUGUCAAGAAGCCUGCAGUGAAGGUCAAGGCGGAAGAUGUCAACAUGUUGGUUGAACAACUUGAUCUUGCUAAACCAAAAGCUAUUGAACUGUUGAAAACACAUGAAAACGACCCUAUCAGGGCCUUGCGUGCGUUUAUAAUGCCGCCUACAUCUGCUGCGUGAAGUCCGCCAAACCCUGCCUUGUUUAAGAGCAGCUUCGGAUACUCGGGAGGUUUUGGCCUGCAUAUCUUUCCAGGCCAUAUGGAUGUAAAGCGUUGAAGUGCUCUUGUGACAUUAAGGAAGUAUGCUUCAAAAAGUAUGAGGAUCCACCAGGUUAUCUCUCCAUUGCCACCCCCACAAUCCACAGAGAAUGCUCGGCGAUUAAAGCACUGGCUUCGGAUUUAAUAGCAUAUAUGCGCGGAUGUAUGUAUGUAUGUAUGUAUGUAUGUAUGUAUGUACAUAUAACCCGGAUUGGAUAUAUGUGUGGAUCACAUAUACCAAAACAUGCGAUCACAAAAUCAGACUUCUUUUACAGGAUAGCCAAAA
Molecule: messenger RNA, 903 nt
Organism: Coccidioides immitis RS
Lineage: Eukaryota; Fungi; Ascomycota; Eurotiomycetes; Onygenales; Onygenaceae
Exons: 2
Coding region: 55-540 (161 amino acids)
Source: RefSeq, a predicted model, not a curated record